Molecule: messenger RNA, 2914 nt
Organism: Diospyros lotus (date-plum)
Lineage: Eukaryota; Viridiplantae; Streptophyta; Magnoliopsida; Ericales; Ebenaceae
Product: G-type lectin S-receptor-like serine/threonine-protein kinase At4g27290
Exons: 8
Coding region: 194-2668 (824 amino acids)
Biological process (GO): recognition of pollen; protein phosphorylation
Molecular function (GO): ATP binding; protein serine/threonine kinase activity
Source: RefSeq, a predicted model, not a curated record
AAGGUCCAAAGGGUAGUAGGUCACUGAUAGAAAGAGAGGUGCGAAAAGAGUUAUAAAAGGUCAAAGCUCAUGACCUAAUGACGAAGAAAAUGGAAAAUGGGCGUGAUUAUAUGUAAUAAGAAACUUGACUUGUCCCCGUUGUCUCCCAUAGUCGAUUCUUUGGAAAGCAGAAAAUUUUUCGACAGCUAGCACAAUGAGGAUAUCAACUGAUAGCUUCUCCAUGUUUCUUUCCUUAACCUCUGUUAUCGUGAUUCUGAUAAUCUCAGAAGCAGAAGCUACUGACAGGAUAACAACAACUCAGUUCCUUAGAGAGAAUGAAACAAUAGUUUCGUCUGGCGGCAGCUUCGAAUUGGGAUUUUUCCGACCAGGUAGUUCCCAGAAUCUCUACUUGGGAAUUUGGUACAAGAAAAUAACAACCCGAACUGUGGUGUGGGUUGCCAACAGAGAAGCUCCCCUUACCAAUCAAUCAGUCAUCUUGAAGAUAUCCAGCCCUGGAAUUCUUAAUCUUUAUAAUGAAACCGGCUUCAUCAUCUGGUCUUCCAAUACCUCUAGGAGCGUAGAAGAUCCAAUCGCGCAGCUGCUGGAUUCAGGAAAUCUUGUUGUGAGAGAAGCAAAUGAUGAUAACCCAGAGAACUUUCUCUGGCAGAGCUUUGAUUAUCCAGGCAACACCUUUCUACCUGGCAUGAAGCUUGGGAAGAACUUGAUCACCGACCUCGAUAGGUACUUGUCAUCGUGGAAGAGCAACGAUGAUCCAGCCCCAGGUAAUACAUACAGGAUUGACACUCGCGGAUACCCACAAUUCUUUUUGAGGAAUGGUGCUAUUGAGAAAUAUCGGCCUGGACCAUGGAAUGGCCUUACCUUCUCUGGAACAAGCUUGAAACCGAACAAGAUUUUCAACUAUAGCUUUGUUUUCAGCAAGGAGGAGGUCUAUUACACUUAUGAGCUUAUUAACAGCUCAGUUGUUUCAAUAAGCGUGCUGAAUCAGAGUGUUGGUGUGAUGCAGCGCUGGACAUGGACUGAUAAUCGCGGUUGGAUCCUUUUCUCAGAAAUACCAAAGGAUAAUUGCGAUAUCUAUGCAUCCUGUGGCGAGUAUGGAAGCUGCAACAUUGGCAACAGCCCACAAUGUGGGUGUUUGGAUAAGUUUGUCCCAAGGCACCAAAACAAUUGGGACAGCGGAGAUUGGUCUAGUGGGUGCAUUAGGAGGGUGCCGUUGGCAUGCCGUGGUGGAGAAGGAGAAGGGUUCAUGAAAUAUUCCGGGCUCAAGUUGCCAGACACUCGGAAUUCAUGGUUUAACACAAGCAUGACACUUGAGGAAUGUAGGAAAAUGUGCUUGGGGAAUUGCUCUUGUAUGGCCUAUGCUAGGUUAGACAUAAGGAAAGGAGCAAGUGGUUGCUUGAUGUGGUUGGGCAGCCUGGUUGAUAUCAGAGAGACUGAUGAUGGGCAAGAUAUCUAUGUAAAAAUGGCAUCCUCCGAGUUAGGAUCCCAAGGGAAGAGAAGAGAAGCAAUUAUAGUAAGUCUGACAUUGGUCAUUGGAGUGUCUCUGCUAUGCCUGAGCCUGAGUUUGUAUUUUUGGAAAAAGAAACACAGGCAACUCGAGAGAACAGGAAUUAUGAGUCAUGGCUCUAGUCACACAGAAACCAGUAAAAGCCACAAGGAAGAUUUGCAGUUACCAUCAUUUGACUUGACUACAAUUGUGGAUGCUACUGAUAACUUUUCAUUGCACAACAAGUUGGGAGAGGGUGGUUUUGGCCCUGUUUACAAGGGUGUGCUGGAAGGGGGGCAAGAAAUAGCUGUGAAGAGGCUUUCAAGUAGUUCAAGACAAGGACCAGAUGAGUUCAAGAAUGAAGUUAUAUAUAUUGCCAAGCUCCAACAUCGGAAUCUUGUGAAACUUCUAGGAUGCUGCAUUCAGGGAGAAGAGAAGAUGCUUAUCUAUGAAUACCUGUCUAAUAAAAGCUUGAACUUGUUUAUUUUUGAUGAGACUCUAAGCAAAUUACUGGAUUGGCCUAAGCGCUUCCACAUUAUCAACGGCAUAGCUCGAGGGCUUGUCUAUCUUCAUCAAGAUUCCAGAUUGAGAAUAAUCCAUAGAGAUCUCAAAGCUAGCAAUAUUUUGUUGGAUAUUGACAUGACUCCAAAGAUAUCAGACUUUGGCAUGGCCAGGAGUUUUGGUGCCAAUGAAACAGAAGCCAAUACGAACAGAGUAGUCGGCACAUACGGCUACAUGUCUCCAGAGUAUGCAGUGGAUGGGAUUUUCUCAGUAAAAUCAGAUGUAUUUAGCUUUGGCGUGUUGGUGUUGGAGAUUGUUAGUGGAAAGAGAAACAGAGGGUUCUCUCAUUCAAACCACCUCCACAACCUUCUUGGGCAUGCAUGGAAACUCUACCAAGAGGGUAGGGCACUAGAAGUGGUUGAUGCAGCCAUAGUGAACUCAAUAUAUGUAUCUGAAAUGCUGAGGUCCAUCCAAGUGGCUCUAUUAUGUGUACAACAAUCCCCAGAAGAUAGGCCAAGCAUGUCAUCUGUGGUUUUGAUGCUGGGCAACGAUGGCGCACUACCUCAACCAAAACAACCUGGCUUUUUCACUGAAAGGAAAGUUGUUGAGUCUGAGUACUCAACAAGUAGAGACACACCCAGUUCAGUCAACGAGAUCACCAUCACACUUCUAGAAGCUCGAUAGAGAGGUGAACAAAGUGGGUGGAGAAAUCAAUGUGGCAAAGAAUGGACAAUGCAAUUGUACCUGCUUCUCACUACACUAGAAGAAACUACAGGACAGCAUUCUCAAAUUCUCAACUAAAGUGUACUGAACAUAACUUGAUGGUUGGUAAAUUGUAUAAUAAUAAGACCCUUAAAAUAUGAAGUGGUCUUAAACACUCUUUUUUGAAAGGAAAUGCAUGCUUAACAAAUGAUUUAAAUCAUAAAAAGA